UUUCAAAGAUGUCGGUGCUCUUCGCUCUCCUUCUUUGCCAGGUCGGGACGAUUUUUGCAGGUACGAUUUUACAUUAUCACUCUUCCUUGUCAGUAUGAAAUAGGAGAUUAUCUUCAUUCUCUAGAACACAUGUGAAUGUUGUUUUGCUUUCGAUGCACACACCACAACAUACAAAGGCAGAACAAAUCAUUUAGAUCGCUUGUAUUUAUUCGUGGUCAUUCCGUGACUAUCAUGCUUGGUAAAUACUGCAGGUAUUUUCACACAAUCUCACCUGCUAGCUACUCAAAAAUCCUAAAUUAUGAUCCACAAACCAUCCUUUCAUGUAUAGACAAACAAAGUUCCCUUUGAUCGCUUUUGAAAGUUUAGGUCUUAACGGCCGACGUUGAUAAUAAUAUAAAUCUCGAGUGAAGCACCGCGAGUUUAAUUUGAGCAAACGUAGACGCUCAUUACCAUAGACUGCGAAGACGGACAUUCAUCGAAAACGAAAAAAUACUUAUAACUUUACAGCGAUGAAACUGAAAAGGAUGACCGAGCUUUUCCUCUUGUUACUUUCAUGAAAAUAAUGGAAGCAAGCAAUGGGAAAAGAUAUCGAAAAUCUGCGAAUGUAAACAACCGGUCCCAACGAUCCACCACCGGUCUCAAAAACCCUGGAUAAACAUACUGCUGGUGUUUGCCCUUGUUAUAACGUUUUCGAUUGCACUACUUAGAACGCUUUCAGUGCAUAGUUCACGGUUCGAAUUGUGACGCAACUCGAUGCAUAGUUUGAUGAGUCCCAGCAAAUUUAAGGCUUUUAUUAUAUCGUGUAACCUUAGUGGCUUGCUUGGCAGCAAUUGGUUAUUUAUGAUUCAUAUUGAAAAUGAAACCUCGGUAACCGAAAUGGACAAGAGGCGCCUUUCCGUAACCUCUGAAGCUUCGUUUCCGUUAUCAAACACACUGUAGCCCGACCACCGGGAUCUCGGGAACAGUGUUACCGUGAUAACUGCAUUCUUCCUCAUUCGAACACUCACCGACACAUUUCGGUUUUUGCAGGAGAGAAGAAUUUUGGGCUAGUUCAGUUGAAGGGGUAUCUAGAAGCUUGCUUAUUUGCUGUUGUGUAGUCGAUCUAAAUCUUUCUUGUGACCCUUUUCAUACGACCAUUUACUUUGAUUACACCCUCUCUAUUUAUUUCGUCGUUUGUCUUUUAAUAUUUAUUUUACUGUACAUAAAUGUAAGCCAACUUGAAUUCCCAUUGAUCUGUUUUUCAUUUAACCUUUAACUCCCAGAAGUGAUUAACAAGUAACUUCUCCCCAUAAUAUCCAUACAUAAUCCAGUGAGCAGGUAAUAAGAAUACUCAAAGUUAUCAGGUAGUUGUUAUCUUGAUCUAACACCAAAUUCUCGUAACUAAUUUACAAAGAAAUGUGUAGUAGCUAGAGGGAAAAAUGAACAGUUAGAUCUUGGGAGUUAAAGGUUAACUAUUACGCUGCAAAAUGACGCUAUCACCGUAGGAUUACGGCGAGGCAAAGCGUUGGAUUGUCGAGGGUGAGGGUAGGGGGUGGUUGGUGCAAUUUUUUCUUUCGGUCCCAGCCAUUUAAAAUUUUUUAAGGCGAAAAUCUUAAUAAUUAUUUCUUGACACCUGGAUUUGAAUGCAAAACUCUUUUCCUUUUUCCGUGUGGAGAUCUUAGCGUUCUAUUUUUCGAUAAUCAUUUUCAGUGAUUAUCAAAUCCAAAAGGUUGAUGUGGCCCUCGACUAACAUCCUAUAUCUCUGACUCAAAACUGAAAUCCUCUUAGUAAGCCUCAGAGACCAGUAGCUUGUACCGGUUCCUAGUUAAACAAACAAAAUGGGAAAAUGGACAGGAGAAUUGUUUCUCGUCAUACUCAAAGCGCGCAGCUCAGCCGAAAAGAGGUGCAUCGCACCGUGUCACGCAUCUCGAGUGUCCCUUGUUACUGGGUACGCAGCAUCUAAAGGAUGUUUUCAAAAACGUUAUGGAAUACCACCCGUAAGCAUAUUGACAACCAUGCGCAAAUUGAACUGGGACUUCUCAGCAGCACAGCGCUGUUCUUAUAUUUUUUUUACAGGAAAGACAGAUGAUCUUGUCCCAUAUCUCAACGCCCUUCAGUUCCGCAAUGGUCCUUCGUUUGUUUACGCCAAUCAGAGUUUUGGCUUGCAGCAGUUCUGUGUGUUAUAUACUGAACCAGAAAACGUUUCUACUAUUCGAUUUGGCUGGGAUACACUGGGACUAAGAAGCUACUUGUUUCAAAACCCUGGCGAUCCAAAAAUGCAGCGGUCACCUCCAAUGGGUAUGCGUAGUGCUGUUCCACUAGGAGGCCUGGGUAAGUCAGACCUUGAAGUUAUAUCAUACGAAACUUGAGAAAAAAAAACCUUCAAAGUCGUUUGACAUCAUCAGGCCCCACAGUCUUUGCCUCGCAGUCCGUCUCGUUUGGCACGUGAACGUGAAAUCAAUUCGGUCGUGCGUUGUUAUGCCUGUGCAAACCGUCAGUGUAAUAUCUAUCACCAUACUUGAUUUCUACGUUUCAAGGAACGGGAUCAUUUGAGCUCCGAGCAGAUGGUUCAAUCCACGAGUGGACGAUCGAGAACCAGACUCCUGCAGGUUCAGCGAAACUGAGUCAGGAGGCCGUGGAUCUAGCCGUUUUUGGUGUCCGCGUGCAGACAGGUACCUCAAGUAAAGCAGCGCUGUUGCGUACUCACCCUCCCAAGGGCUAUCCAGGUAACUGAAUGUCUGCCUACGAUGCGUUGACAUGAACACGACGUUAUCGAGAAUCCAAGGCCAUGUGAAUAGCUAUUUCAAUCAAAGUUCCGAAUGUAAUCUUGGAGGUUUACAAUGUUGAACUAAGGCUUUGGGAUCAGAAUGUAUGUCGUGCAUUCGGUUAAGGUACAGCAGAUUAGGCUCAAACACCCUUUACACUCUAAAAUCAGUAUGCAUAUUCUCCAUACUGUUCUUUAUACAUUUCCUAGGGCGCUAACAGGGAGAAUUUGUUUACCAAUCAAAAGCAUCUUUCUUUGGUGAUCAUUUCCUUUAUUCUCAUGACCUUAACGUGUGAUUUAGGUGUGAUAUUGUAUGGAGAAAUUUGAUGCUCGUCACUCUUAGGGUUUAAAGGGUUAAUCCAGCAUCUGUAAGCUACCGUCAUUCGAAAACAAUAAAAAUUAUAAAAUCAGUGUUGCUUGGCAGCAAGUAAUUGUCAAAAAUAAUACAAGUUGUGUUCGUGUUUGCUCUGCUCGGCCCUGAGAUUAGUACUAGAUUGCAAAACUAAAACGAAUAGUGGCUUAGUCUCUUGUGCUUUCCCGCGCUCAAAGCAGUUCACUUUUAUCAAUUCAAGUUGAAAUUCUCAUCGGCUGUUUGAUAUUUUCUUUUUCUCUUGAUUGGCCGUUUGGACAAAACUGGUUUAAGACACCCAAUCAAAAUGCAUAAAAAUGAGUGCAAUUCCGUCACCGUGGUUUCCCCCAUUGCUCUUUGUCAGAUCAGACUCGUCCUCUUCUGACUUCAUUUUUUCUCUACUCCGACAGGUGUUGCUUCCAUGGGUUAUUCUGGCUCAUUCCCAGUCUCCAAGCUCACCGUAAGAGAUGAACAGUUUGGGGACGUUGGUCUGGACCUUUUUGCCUAUUCGGCUUUAAAACCACGUGAUUCCAAGACGUCAGCCACCCCCGCCGUGGCGUUUACAUUUCGCAUCAAUAACCCAACAGAGAAAACUGUCAAUGUUUCAUUAAUGUUUAACCUACCGUUAGGAAUUCAAACAGACACAGCUAGACAAGGGGAAUCAUACAAAUAUAUACAAAUGUCGACAGUUAAUUCCACUAUUUGUUCUAAGGCUUGUGCCAGUGAUCCUAAAUGCUUCUCAUGGCAAACAGAAACAAAGAACAAAACAUGUUUACUCUUUAAUAAAACUUUCCCUCACUACUGGAAGCCGGGCUUUACUUCUGGUCAAAAGAAUACGUGGAAAGCUCAUGACUCAAUGCUGACACUCAAUAGGCCUGGGAACUACCCUCAGAGUGGAAAUACAACCAUUGUGACUGAGAAAUCGCAUAGCCCUUCAUUCAUGGUCAGUGAUAGUUUUGGUCAAAUCUGGAAACAGUUUAGUACACAUGGUUAUCUGCAAUCAACAGCUAAAUCAUUUGGUGGUGGAUUUCAUGGAGCCACGGCUAUUAAUGUUACUGUAGGGCCUGGUGACGAAGAGACACUGACGAUGGUCUUAGGAUGGUAUUAUCCGAACAGAGAUUUCACAGGUGUGCAGUGAUUCCAAAAUGUGUUUUACCGAAUUAUGCUAUCAUUUUUUAAUUCACCCUUUUUUUUCAGUGGAAAUCGUUGGUAAUUACUACAGUAACAUCUUCAAAUCCAGCGAGGAAGCAGCUUUACUUGUUUCAAGUGACCUAGCUUCGACUCUGCAGUCCAUUUCUUACUGGCACUCGUCAAUGAUGAUUGACACCACCAAGGAAUCGGUCCAGACCCUGCCCGAGUGGUUACAAGAUGUUCUUGUGAAUGGUUUGAGUUUCUGGCGCUCGGGGCUGUAUCUCCGUGAUGGAAGAUGGCGUCAAUUUGAGGCUCUAGACUGCAUUGAUAUUGAUUCCGUCCAUAAUGACUUUCAGCGAGAAAUACCUUACGUUCUUUUUUAUCCCGACUUGGUCAAAAAAGUGAUGCGAGCAUGGGCGAAGUACCAAAGUGAGGACGGUCAUAUUGUGGAAACACUAGUUAUGGGUUGUUAUUCGCCAACCAGAAAAAUGGACAGGUAAGUAUGAGCACGGUGUGGCUGAUUUUUCAGCAUCACAUUUUAUCAAAUGUUCUGAAGUUGCUGGCUAGCACACGCUGCGACUCUGACAGCGACUUUCUGCGAACAAGGCUCAGGUAUUCCGCGAUUUGUAGUUUGCAGUGUGUUGAUGUUCCUAUAGUUAUAAAAUUAAUCUUUAAAGGUAGACAACACAGGAAUAUCAAGGAAGGAAAAAUCCAACGUCUUCUUCCUUUAGCACUGUUAACAUUAACGCAUUGUCAAAAAGCGAUAGAAGUAUUUCAAGUGAAGCGUUUUGUGGCCUUUUGCCCGAACUUGAAUUUAGCUUUUCUCUUCUUAGCGGGCCUCCAAACCAGCGGAUAAUGGGGGACGUGACAACAGUAUUCAUCAUAGAAACAUAUCACAUCUACUUGUGGACCAACGAUAGUCAAUUCUUAAGGGAUUUAUGGCCGCACGUCGUAAAUGCACUUGAUUGGCUGAUUUACAAAGGCACAAACGGUACUGGGUUACCCUAUAAACAGCAGUGCACAUACGAUAUACAGGCUCUAAACCUUUACGAUCACAAUGUGUUCAACAGUUUUAUGUAUGUGCUUUCGCUGCGGGCAGCACAGGAAUUAGGUAGAAUCAUGCAAGACUCGAACGUAUUGAAGGAAGCUACGAUUGCCAUGGAGUUUGCAAAAUAUGUUAUCUCGGAAGAACUUUGGAGUGAAGAAGAUGGUUACUAUCAUGCUUGGUGGGACAAAGAGCUUGGAUCGCCUUCAUGGCUGAUGAGUGAUUCACUAUACGCGCAAGUUUGGGCCUACACUUUAGGUCUUGGACACUUAGAUGAUCCAAGAAGGUAGGUUGUGGAACUUGUUAGGUAUGUGUUGUGUUGUAAUUUAACACAUGGUUUAUCCUGCACAACCAUACCCAGAUAUAAGGGUAGCGUAGCCGGGAAUUUUGUGGUAAAAGUUUCGUUAUACAAUAUUCAGCCUACUGCUUGGUUGGAAAUGCUUAACUUUGUUAAACUUUGUUUAGGCUAAAAUUGCAUUUGAACAAGGAACUUGAAAUUAACGACACUCCAUAUGGUCUGCGAGUGAUGUUUACUGGCCACCCCACUAACAAGAGCGUGGGCUCGUGUCCGCAAGACAUCUCACCGAGUGACUUAAACAAACAUGUAGCUAUACGCGAGUCAAUUUGGGUUGGCGGCAGUCCUGACUGGACCACUCUGCAGAUUCACCUAGGUAAGGUUAGGGUCCAAUAUCCGGUAAUAUUCCCAAAUGACAUUUCUCAUUUUCCAAACCUUGCUUCCAUUAAGAAAAAUCUUCGUUAAAGUGUAAUUCAAGAUAUGAGAGCGUGUGGCGGUUGUCACGGAAAAAGGGACAUGUCUGUUUGUUCCUUAAGUCGUAGCAGAAACACUGAAAAGUGAGUAUCUCACGCAGCAAACAAUAAGCGGUUUGUCAGCACUUUCCUGCUCGUUUCAAAACUAUUUGAAAUAUAAUAAACACAAUAGCCUCCAUGUGGUGCGAAAAUAUGAUCGUGUAAAGGAUAUUAUUGUUCCUGUGAGAUAUAUCGACUCUCACAGUUUUCCUCGAGCUUCAUUUUCGGAAAAACUGUUCACAUCUUGGAACAGAUUAAUGUCCACCGACAAAUAACCGUGCACAUUUUCGCGCCAGAUGGCUAUUGUCUGUAUUUACGGGGGAUGUGGUUGUUUUGGGUUCAGAAUCGACGUCUUUACCAGAAACUAAUCAGUGAAAAUAAAUAGGGGAGUGCACGCCUGCCAAGCGGACUGAUCUGUUGCUAAACUUAACUUCUGCGCUUUAUCUCUGAAAUGUUAUCCGAUUACCAAUGCUUGUGUGUGUGUUUUUACAUGAAAUCCACAAACAAAAUCUCGAAGUUUCCAAAUAUCUGUGCCUAAGAGAUCUGACCAGAUUGCAUUACCUAUGACCUCUUCCAUAGCCAUAAUCAGGGAGGUUCCGAUGUGUCCAUUUUUGAGAAAAACGUAUAAUUAUUAUCACUGUUUCAGUUUUGAUCACUUUCUUACCUAAAACAGGGGACAGGUGUUAUGACACUAAUGAUUAUCACUUAUCAAAGUGACAGAGUUCUAACAAAAAUGUAACUUAAUACUUGGUGUUGUUUCCUCUAUGUAAAUCAAAUUUGUUUUGGUUAAAAUCCAGGUGUUGACCCGCAGGAUGCCUCACUUCAAGCACAGAAAGCUAUAGACCACGUUCGUUCCGAGCUUAACGACCAAUGGGAUUUUCACGGUCUCUAUUCAGGGUCUGGGUACGGUCUUGAUGGUCUCCCAUGGUGUACCUCGCACUACACUUUCCACAUGGUACUGUGGCACAUCCCUUUUGCGAUCUCGGGCCAGUACUUCUCAGCGCCAAAUGCUACACUAACAUUUAGUCCUAAAUUCCUUUGCCCUUACAAAAUUCCGUUUUACACUCCAUUUGCCAUAGGCACUUUGCAAUGCUCUGUCAUAGACAAAGAAGCAAUGAAGUUUGAAAUGAUGUCGACGUCAGGUGAUAUUUUCUUGCAAAAACUUGUGGUCAGCGGAUUUCAGUACCCCAAGUCAGUCAUGUUGAAACAAGGCGAAGAGAUCAUGUGGCUAUCACAGGAUGACAUCUUACUUUAGGAGCACUCCUCAACACUCGUUGGGCUUAUUUCUCAGUUAGCGCC
This is a messenger RNA of Pocillopora meandrina, 7374 nucleotides long. The record is from the annotation of a GenBank genome assembly. NCBI's taxonomy places the organism in Eukaryota, Metazoa, Cnidaria, Anthozoa, Scleractinia, Pocilloporidae.